This is a messenger RNA of Tigriopus californicus, 2597 nucleotides long. RefSeq lists its product as uncharacterized. Gene Ontology annotation, cellular component: nucleus. Bases 181 to 2532 code for a protein of 783 amino acids. Gene Ontology annotation, molecular function: RNA polymerase II transcription regulatory region sequence-specific DNA binding; DNA-binding transcription factor activity, RNA polymerase II-specific. Lineage: Eukaryota; Metazoa; Arthropoda; Copepoda; Harpacticoida; Harpacticidae. The record is from RefSeq and is a predicted model, not a curated record. Gene Ontology annotation, biological process: regulation of transcription by RNA polymerase II. The transcript has 2 exons.
UUUUUUUUUUACUUUUUAGUCAGCUUUCCUUGCAAGACUCACUCUUGGCGAUAUGCUUUGUGGUCUGUCUACAUUGUAGAUCAAAAGUACUUUUUUUACAGCUGAGUGUACACAAAUCCUACGAAAUCGAGAUGUAGAUCAUAAUUUCAGAUUGUUCAAAACCAUAGUCAGCGUGCAAGCAUGGCGCCCCACAAUUUCUUCUUUGACAUCCUCGAUGACUACCAAAAUGGUCGUUUUUGUGACCUGGAAAUCUGUGGCAUCACAUACGCUACAACAACAAAAAUGAAUCCUAUUCGUUGUCAUAAGCUCAUAAUGUGCUCAGUGAUCGAACAAUGGCGAAACUUAAUCACUGAGGACACGGAUCGCUUGCAUUUGCCGGAUUUCGAUCAUGGCCUCUUGAAGAAAUUUAUCGAUUCGAUUUAUUAUAAACUCACCCUCACCGUUCAUAAUUGGGAUGAUAUCGACCCUGUGAUUGCUACCUUUUUGGGAAUUGAUUGGGCGGAUCAAAUCCCGGCCUUCCCUAUUUGUCAGAAAGAGAUAUCGUCGGCUCAUCAUUCUCCGUACUCGUCCGACAAGGGCACAGUUAAAUACGAUCCCGUGACCUUUCAGGCUGCAAGUGAAGUUGAUCUAGAGUUGGAUAUCUAUGACCAUGCCAUGGAUGUUUUUGACGUAUACAACGUUGGGGAUUGUGAUCACAUAGGGGAGAGGGACGAUGAAGAAGUGGAUGCCAACCAUGACCACUUAACAAAGCAUGAAUAUCAGCUUGACGCAGACGAAUUCAGUGAAACCGAGAGUCUUCAAUCUUCCCAUGCUAAGAAAGCAUUGUCGAGACACAGAAAGUCGAGGCAGGGUAAGAAGAGGCAAAAGCAAUCACGGCGCCCCACACCCAAUGAAAAGGCUUUGAUGGUUAAUUGGAAACGAAUGCAAUCGGACAAUCAUACUAGGUUUAUCCAGGUCGAGGAUGUUAAAAAGAUACUGAAAUCGGGCGAGUCUGGAGCAUUGAAAGUGGACGUGACUUCAUCGCGCGUGACCCCUGACAAUAAAACGGUUCUUCUUAAGUCUUUGACACAAUCAGAAGGAGUGUUUUUUGCUUUAGUUGGUAUCCAACAAAAAGAAGAGAGGAUCCUUGGAAAGUCCCUGGCUUGGACCACGGACCUGGUCCAUGAGGUUGAAGAAUCUUUUUAUCAGACUAUUAGUGCCUUUCAUCAUGUUUUUGGUCUCUCUCGGGUAUCGUUGACCAGUGCAAGUUGUCUAUUCACUUACAGUGGAGUGAAAAGAAGAUCAUUUGCUCAGGGUUUAGUCAAUGAUUUGUACCGAAAGUUUCUAUACCAGAGUACACGAAUGGACUUGAAGAAUGAGCUGAAUCAUCCCGAAAUGCUGGAGGCAUUUUCAGUGUCCGAACCGGAUAGGCAGAGUUUAAAUCUUCCUCUGAAAGAUUAUUCUAUUACAAUGGACCCGAAUUUAGAUCAAUACGAGGAUAUCGUUUUGGUGGGCGUGUACAAACAUGGCGUUGAGGUGCGGCAAAUAAAACUUCCGGAAGAUAAUGCCGAAUAUGCUGCAACAGUGUGUUCCCGUCUUUUGACGUUGGUUUGGGUGGGCGGAAACAAGACGAAAACAUUUCCGGAAAGCCUCAACAUUUACCAGGCUUUUAAGACUCAUGUACGUCUCAACUACACGGGAAAAACCGUCCGGAAACUCUUGGCCUCGGAUGAAGAACUCCCCCGACCGCUUCCAUUGGUCACUUGCGAUAUUUGUGGAAAGCAGUUCCAAGAGAACAUUUAUAUGAACAACAUGAUCAUGCACAAACACAACCAUGUCAUCAAUGAUUUCAAAUGCGACUGUGAUAUUCAGAUUCGAUCAUUCGCUCAAAAGAAGAGACACUACGAGGAACGCCAUCAACCCUCGCGAACCUCUAAACGGCCCAAAGUUGUUCAUGAGUCAAUGAGCUCCAAGGCUGAAAGCCCGCCUAGCGUUUAUGAACGCCCCCAAGUGUGCGAUAUUUGUGGAAAGGUAUUCAUAUCCGCGAACACGCUAAAGUUGCAUGUGGAACGCUCACAUGCCGAUUUACACUGUCCCCAUUGUGAGCAAGAUUUCGGGUCCAUCGUGACAUUCAAAAGGCAUUGGCGGAAAACUCAUCCCACUUUGGAGAUGGAACUACCCUCCCAUUGGAUCUCGUGCGAUCAAUGCGAUGCCGCAUUUCCAAGAAAAAGUGACUACACGAAACAUUGGACCCUCAAUCAUGGCCCAACUGACAUGCAGCCUUUUCAAUGUGGCCUUUGUGAGAAGGGGUUUUGUGACAAGUCCAAGUUGCGAUAUCACAUGAUCAAUAUUCACAUCAAGAAUCGACCCUACCAGUGUCGAAAUGAAGGUUGCACUGUGGCCUUCAACUUCAAUGGCAACUUGUACGCCCAUGAAAAGAAGGUCCAUGGAAAGUCAUUUGGAAAGACGGCAUCGUUGGUCUCGGUUCUCCCAGAUUCAAAGCUUCUGGAAAUGGGCUGUAAACUGACCCAGCCCAUUAGGAUCCGGCAUUAAAUAAAGACCGAUGCAAUCGGCCAUUAAUAAACGGAUGACCUCCUCUUAGGGUUAAAAAUUGCGAA